AUGCGAGCGCGGUCAGAAGCUGUGGUUUCACGAAACAGCCGCCGACCAAGGUCUAGAGGAUCAACCGCCAGUAUCCAUUCCAGCACCACGCAACAAACACAGGACCAGCAGAUCACCGAUGGGUUUUCGCAAUUCAUGCCCUCCCAAUCUGCCGCUGGUCACAAUGUCUUCGCGAGUAAUCCUGAAGACAUCAUUAUCCGGUUUGGCCAGCAGAUCUCGCAUCCCGUGAAUGGCACCUCGCUCGAUCCAACACUCCAAGAUCCUCAUCAUUCAGUGCUCCCUAGGGCAGAGGAAUUUCCGAGCCAUGCGAUGCACGGGCAUAGCCUCUCUCACCAUUCCAUACCUUCAGGCCUGUCGCAUCACGGUCUGCCUGCCAUGCCGAUCCCUCAGUAUCAAGCGAUUUACGAUAAUAAUAUUGAAAAUCACUUGCCAGAGCAUGUGCUGGAAGACAAUGAGAACUCGGAGACUGGUGCAAAGAAGAAGAAAGGUUCCAAUUCAUCCCUAGCGAACGACAAUGAACUGCGAAAGUUGCUCCGUCAGUACGAAGGCUAUUCGCUCAAGCAAAUGGCGGCAGAGGUUUUGAAACAUGAAGGGGCUGGGGGCAAGGCCGAGAAAGUUAAGCAGGUCUUUGCCAUGAUCUGGUUGAAAGAGAAUUGCCGGAAGAGCAGCGGUUCCGUCCGACGAGACCGUGUUUACUGUUGCUAUGCAGAGAAAUGUGGCACCGAACGUGUUUCAGUCUUGAAUCCGGCUUCUUUUGGUAAACUCGUGCGCAUCAUAUUUCCGAAUGUGCAAACCAGACGUCUUGGUGUUCGUGGAGAAUCCAAGUACCACUAUGUGGAUUUAACGGUCAUCGAGGAAAAACAGCAAAAGCCGCCGCCGUUGAACCCGCAGGUCUCGUCGAUCACCAAUGGCCAAAUUGGUGGUAGCAUAGAGAACAAACUUGACGGAGCCAUGCAGAAGAGUUCCAACGGUGACCACAGCAUUACGCUCGAGAACGUCGGAAACCAUUCUGGGAAAAUGAUUCAUCAGAUGCUCCACCUACCGUCCGCCGAGGGCACGUCUGUGGACAACGACUCCUUCCAACUGCCUGAUAUACGGGGCUAUCUUCCCGGCAAUACUGACACUAAGGUAGCGGCGGCUCUUGCAGCCCUUUACCGCUCCCAUUGUAUCUCCGUAAUUGAUAGCUUCCGCUACUGCAAGGAGCGGAACCUCCUCCGCUAUUUCUCCGCUUUUCAUGGGACCUUGACGGUUCCAGUACAGAAGCUGCUGACACACCCAAACCUCGCUCCCUGGAUCAAGGAGUGUGAUUGGCUCAUGUACCAGAAGAUGAUUGCAUUCGUGGCACCACUCACCACGCAGGUUGUUCCCAAACUUGUCCUGGACGCUUUUAGCUCGAUAUCGCAACGGCUGACUGCUCAUAUUGGUGAGACAUUCAAAGCGCAACCUGCACAUGUCAGCCUGGCAAGGUUAAUACCGGCCCAUAUUUUCUGCAAUCUGCUCAGGCACAUGCUUGAUGUAAACCAAUCAGCCAAUGCGGCCGCAGCAUGGCUGUGCCAUCCUGACAAUAGGAACCAGAUGUGGUUCGAUUUUAAAACGCUUGUUGAUCCAAAGGAGAUGAUCUCACGAGCGAACAUUCCCACAUGCGCGGAGCGGGCGGCAGAGCAGAUACUGAAACAUGACGUCCGAGCUCUGCUAACUCCUGUGGACGACCUGAACCCCUCUGCCUCUCACCCGUUCUUUACAAAGCCAGACACGGAAGCGGAUCGCGCGUCUCAUAAAUAUCCUGUCGAGGCGUCCGCCGGCGAGGAGUACAACUUUCCGGAUAAGUGGAUAUCUUUUAUACUAAACCUAUCCUCCGCAUUUCCCCACCAUCGCACGCAAUGCAUCAUCGAAAAGGUCGACGCCUUAUGGGAUUGCAUUCUCCGUCGAUUGACCCUUGGCGGUGCGCAAAGCUUCAGCGCCUGGUGGAUGACGAAAGUUUUCUUUCACGAGAUGAUGUUAUGGCAGGCCGAAAAGAAUGGUUUUAUGCGUUUCACACCGAGCACCUUGCAAAACAUGAGUUAUGCCUCUGACCAGCCCGGUCCGCCCAAUUUUCUGCUGAAACAAUCCAGCGGACCAUCUAAUGAGAAGAAUGACCCUUUUAGCGCCUCUGAUGCGCAGCAGGCUAGUGACCGGUCAAGGUCCACUACAAGUCCUUCAUCCGCGGAUGUGAAUCCCCAACCCAGUAUAUCGCUCAAUCGACCGCCGUCAGACGCAGGCCCAAAUCAAGCUUCGGUGGAGACUGAAAAGCCGCCUAGCAUCGCUGACAACAUUGCCAGCUUUCACGCUCCCAAUAAUGACGAUAGUGCUAUUGACCUUGACGAUGAUUCAAUGCUCAUGUCCGUGGGCAAAUAUGGUGAUAUGAUGGCCUCUGACCCAGCAGACGCUGAAGGAGAUGUUGUCGUCAUCUAG
Messenger RNA from Aspergillus fischeri NRRL 181, 2451 nucleotides. RefSeq names its product RFX family transcription factor. Gene Ontology annotation, biological process: regulation of transcription by RNA polymerase II. Gene Ontology annotation, molecular function: RNA polymerase II cis-regulatory region sequence-specific DNA binding; DNA-binding transcription factor activity, RNA polymerase II-specific. The record is from RefSeq and is a predicted model, not a curated record. NCBI's taxonomy places the organism in Eukaryota, Fungi, Ascomycota, Eurotiomycetes, Eurotiales, Aspergillaceae. Bases 1 to 2451 code for a protein of 816 amino acids. The transcript is spliced from 3 exons.